Messenger RNA from Malassezia japonica, 4503 nucleotides. It is a transcript of the gene VPS15, whose product is annotated as non-specific serine/threonine protein kinase. Gene Ontology annotation, cellular component: late endosome; phosphatidylinositol 3-kinase complex, class III, type I; nucleus-vacuole junction. Bases 1 to 4503 code for a protein of 1500 amino acids. Gene Ontology annotation, biological process: macroautophagy; late endosome to vacuole transport; autophagy of peroxisome. The transcript has 4 exons. The record is from RefSeq and is a predicted model, not a curated record. Lineage: Eukaryota; Fungi; Basidiomycota; Malasseziomycetes; Malasseziales; Malasseziaceae. Gene Ontology annotation, molecular function: protein binding; protein serine/threonine kinase activity; ATP binding.
AUGGGGAAUGCGCUGUCCGGCUCGAGCCACCGGCUGCCGGGCGCCGGCGAGCUGGUGCUCGAUAGCCAGCUGCAGUACGAGUGCAGUCUUGGCUCGUCACGCUUCCUGCGUGCGACGCGGGUGAAGCACGCGCUCGGCCCGCUGGUCGUCAAGGCGUUUAUCAAGCCCGACCCCUCGAUGCGGCUCCGGGGCCUUGUGCGGCGCUUGCGGUUGGAACGCGAGGCUCUGGAGGAUGUGCCAAACGUCCUGACCUACCAAGAGGUGAUCGAGACCGAAGAGGCCGGCUACCUCGUGCGCCAGUGGCUCAUGUGCAGCCUCUACGACCGGAUCAGCACGCGCCCAUUCCUCACGCAAAUCGAGAAGCUGUGGGUGAGUUACCAGCUUCUGUACGCGAUGCAAGCGUCGUCGCAGCGCAACGUGCGCCACGGCGACCUCAAGUGCGAAAAUGUGCUCGUGAGCGGAUCGCUGUCUGUGUACAUUACCGACUUUGCCUCGUCGUUCAAGCCGACCUACCUUCCGCUGGACGAUCCAGCAGACUUUUCGCUGUUUUUUGAUACGGCCCGCCGGCGGACAUGCUACGUUGCCCCGGAACGCUUCUACGACUCGCUUGCCGAGCUCACGACGCGCGUCGAGCGCGAGGGCGGGCACAGCCGCAGUGCGACCGACGUCGAAAACGUGUCGGAUCUCUUGACACACGAGCCCUACCUUGAGCUCCUGGGCCUCGGGCGCCCGUCGGGGAGCGUCACCGAGGCGAUGGACGUGUUUUCCUUGGGGUGCGUCCUCGCAGAGCUCUGGCGCGACGGUGCGCCACUCUUUACCCUCUCGCAGCUCUUUCGGUACCGCGAGGGAGAGUUCGAUGUCGAGGCGAUGCUCGCCGAGAUUCCGCACGACGGCAUCCGCGAUUUGGUGCGCCGCAUGGUCCAUGUCGACCACGAGCAUCGGCCCACGUUUGCUACGCUGCUCUCCGAGUCGUCCGAGCACGUCUUUCCUCUGUCAUUCUCGCGCUUCCUGCACCUGUACCUCGUCGAGCUGCAGCGGCCGGCCCAGGGCGCGCCGACACACCCCGACCAAAGCGAAGCCGAGGCGCAGACUCGCAGGACGCACCUUGCGCGCAUGGUCGAGCCAGACGAACGUAUCGAGCGCUUGUACGAGGACUGGGCGACGCUGCUCCCGUUCCUCGGCGAGCCCGGCGCGAGGCUGCGUGACGAGGGCGAGCUGCCGCUCGGUGUAUGCCUUCCACACGUCCCAGUACCUGACCCUGCGCCCCGCCGCGCACGCGCAGAGAAGGACGGCGAAGCACUGCUUGUGCUCUCCGUGGUACUUGCCAAUGUGCGCAACUGCCAGCGUGCCUCGGCGCGGUGCCAUGCCAUGGAGAUCAUGAUGCACCUCGUGUACGGCUGGCUUUCGGACGAGGCGUGCCUCGAUCGUGUGCUCCCGUACUUUGUCGCACUCCUGAGCGACCGCAGCGCAGUGUGCCGCGCGCUGGCGAUGCGGUACCUCGUUACGACGCUCGAGUGCGUGCAGUCGACGACGCCAGGGAAUACCGGCCUCUUUAGCGAGUACAUCCUGCCGCACCUGCGCCGCAUGACGCAAGACUCCAAUGCCAGCGUGCGCACCGUCUAUGCCGCGCACCUGACGCGUCUCUUUGAGUCUGCGAUCCGGUUCCUGCAAAUGGAGCAGGCGCCGAGCGCGAGCGACGCCACGGCAUCCGUGCGUGGCUACGACGAGCAGAUGGAAAACCUGCGGCUCAUGGCGCAGGAACAAACGCUCCUGCUCCUCACAGACCCUGCGUCGUGCGUGCGUCGUGCGCUGCUGGGCGACUUUGGGCUGCUGUGCACGCUCCUUGGCGCGGAACGUCUCGAGAACUCGGUGCUGAGCCACUUGCUCACCUACUUUAAUGAUCCCGACUGGGAGCUCCGUGCCGCGUUCUUCCACGCAAUCGAGGCGCUUGUGCCGGUGCUUGGGCCCAAGGCGCUGGGGCGGUACGUCCACCCACUGCUCGUCCAAGCACUUGGCGACGAGGAGGAAAUGGUCGUCGUCGAAGCCCUGCGCAGCUUCCGGCGCCUCCUUGCCGAGGGGCUGUUUGGCCCUGCGACGCGCUACGAGCUUUUGCGCCACGCCGCAGGGCUCCUGUGCCAUCCCAACUUGUGGAUCCGCGAGGCAGCGGUCGGCCUCUUUGCGCAGGCCGCAUCCGAGUGCACGGCCGCCGAGGCGUGGACCAAGCUUUAUGUGCUGCUGCGUCCCCGCUUGCGCUGUGACAUUGCGAGCCUCACGGCGGAAGCACUCUACGCAAACCUCGCACCGCCGCUGCCCCGCCCUGUCCUUUCGGCAGCAACCAACGCCGUGGCAAAGAAGAACGAGGUGUUCCUUGCUUACUGGAAGGUGCGGGCGGAGAAAGCAUGGAAAGAUGCGGCCGACGCCGAUGCACAGGUGCGCGCGAGCAUCGACCAGAUCGUUCGCCCGUCCUCCUUUGCGUCGCAUACCGACUCGAUGCAUCCGACAAACGCGGACGAGAAGGCGAUGCUGGCGCGUCUCGCGGCGCUCGGCUUUGACUGGAAGCACGAUACCCCCAAGCUCAUUGGGCUCUGGUGGUACAUUGUACGCCUCGCGCAAUCGCAUGGCAAACGCGCCAAGGCAGGCCCGCCGAGCACCUCGCUCGAUGGCGCGCCGCCCCAUACCAUAUUUUUUACGCCGCACACCUCGCCGCAAGCACCUCCGUCCGAGGCCGCCAUUCGCACUGCCAAGAAGCGCAUCCAGCGUGUGAACCAGCGCAAGGCGAGUGUCGACGACGUGCUCGACACACAGGUCGCGCAGCACGCCGAGCCACCGCCGCUCCGCAAGAAGGACCCGCCGAGCACGCCUGAAAAGCCCCGGCAGCCGCUCGUCACAGCGCCAGCCAAGGCCGAGGCCUCGACGUCGGUCGUGCACGCGCACGCCCAGCGUGCCCGCACGCCUUCGGCCCAGACGCAGGCCGACGAGUCGCUGCAAUUGCUGCAAGAGAGCGGCUCGGCGCCGCCUGCCGAGGCAACGUCGUACACGUCGACGUACGACGGCAGCGAUCCCUUUAUCCACGCGCAUCUCGAGGCCGUGUACGACCGCAUGGCGCAUGGCCGCAGUGCAUUGGGCGUGCCGAGCGUCCCCAGCGAGACGCCACGCGCAUGGCCUGCGCCGCAUAUGCGGUCGCGUGCCAAGGUCCCGGGCGUGAGCAGCAAUGUGCGGCCUGAAGGCACACUGAUUGCAUACUUUACCGAGCACAGCGGUCCGAUCACUGCACUUGACCUCGCAAGCGACCAGCUCUUUUUCGUGAGUGGCGCACAGGACGGACUGGUCAAGGUGUGGGAUACGUCGCGCCUCGAGAAGAAUGUCACGGCACGCUCGCGCCUGACGUAUACGGCGCACAGUGCGCCGAUCACGGCUCUUCUCGUGCUGCACAAUACCCACUGCAUUGUCAGUGCCGCGAGCGACGGGUCGCUGCAUGCAUACGGCGUCGCGGCGUCGGGGGGCGCGUCGCUACCCAAGUACGGCCGCCCCCACCCCCUCGGCCGCAAGACGCUGCCGAAUGGCGAGCACGUCGUGUGCAUGGCGCAGCUCGCCGGCGGCGCCGCGCCGACCUUGGUGCUCGGCACGAGCCACGGGCGUGUGCUCUUUUGGGACGUGCGGUGCAUGCAGUGUAUACAUGCCAUGACCACCCCCGUGUCCCACGGCGCAGUGCAGUGCCUUGCGCUGGAUCCUGCGCGCCACUGGCUGUGCACCGGCAGUGCGAAUGGCGUGUUGUCGCUGUGGGACCUGCGCUUUGCGCUGCUGCUGCGCAGCUGGGCCGUUGGCGAUGCGGACCAGGUGACGCCCGGGCACGUCUAUGCACUGGCCGUGCACCCCACCCAGCCGCGGUGCGUCUUUGUUGCGUAUACGUCUGGCGACGUUGCACCGCUCUUUGACGUAUUCGAUCUGGAGGCGAAUCGUGUGCUGGCCAUGUACACGGCGACGCAGAGCGAUGCGGCGACGCAGAGCGAGUCGCGCAAGCACUAUCGCGUGCUCCAUCCCGACGCCCAGCGUCCCUCCGCGGCGCUGGCUGCGCUCGUGGCGCACCGUGCGCGCCCCCCCGUGCCUCCGCCAGUGUAUGCGCUGUGCGCCGGUGCAGACGGAUACGUGUCAUCGGGUGCGCGGCCGGGGUACGUCGUGUGUGCCGGCAGCGAUGCGAUCGUGUGGUACUUGGACCUGGGCCGCGUCGAAAAGAGCGUCGCGAUCGGCCUGCAAGCCCAAGGCGAGUUUGUGAGUGUCGGGGACACGCCCAACGCCCCCAGCGAGUACAGCCACCGCCGUCCGUCCCCCCGGGACAAGCCGCUGGCGAGCCGUACCCCCCUACAUGCGCUGCACUCGACGAAAGCACUGAGCGCGUUUGUCAAAGCGCACAAAGACGCCGUGACCGCGCUGAUUUUGAUCGAGCACCCCUUCCGGUGCAUUAUCGCCGGCGACCGCACAGGAACGAUCCGUGUGUGGGAAUAG